AUGCCGUAUUUAAAAGAACCAAAACUUUUGGAAAUUACGUUUUUUUCGUUAGCGUUACAAUCGUUGCCGCUAAAAUUGUUGGCGCCGAAAGCGGCACUUUCCGGCGCUAAUACGAACGCCGCACCUUUACGGGAAGCCGCGCGAUUCGUAAAGCUAUUAAAAAAUGUUUUGGCGCGCAAAUUGUUCGGCCGAUAUGGUAUAAAAGGAUUUGGCUUUUUAAAUAGCUUUGCAAGCGCAAAAUUAAAUUUUAAUAAGCUUUUCGAAAAAUUUUGGUAUCGUUUUAGGCAAUUGCUUGUAAACGGACCUUAUACAAUUAUCGGAGUAUAUCGGUAUACGGGGGUUAACGGUAUAGUUUUAAUAUGCUUAACAACCAAAAUAGCGGCUAUAAAAUACCGUACGUUUCGUAUAAUUAUUUUUAAAAAAGGGCAAAUAAAUAAAAUUCCAAUUAUUGCUUUAUUGGAAAUCGAUAACUUUUUGCGACGGAAACGCGUUGCGGAUAUUUAUAUAAAGCGAAAAAAAGGUAAUCAAAACCGAAUCCGAAUCCGAUUAAAUUAUAAUAAUUGGGAAAAAUACCGGGGGGUUGCUAAAAAAGGCCAGCGGGCCGGUUGGAACCGAAAAACCCAAAGCGGAUAUUUAAAAAAAUAUUACCUUUUUUACGAACGGCCAAAUACCGAUUACUUACGGUUACAAUCGUUAAAAUUGUUAAAAUGGUUAUUAAAUGUACAAAAAGGAAAAAAAAGGGCCGUAUCGGGAAAGGGCAAUAUGUUAAAAGUACGGGCGAAACCGCCCGGCAAAAAGCGAAAAGCGUUAAAUGCACGGGCAAAACCGCCCGGCAAAAAAAGAAAAAGGAAGCGCUGGCAGCCAGCCAAGCACGAACCCCCCAAAAAUAUGCCGGCAAAUUACCGGUAUCGCGGCCAAAGCAUAAUAGCGAAGUUAAAAAAUAAAGUAAAGUUUAAAUUGCACGAAAGCGUUUGGAACGCGAAGGAUUUAAAAAACCGACCCCGGGUGCCCGAAAGGGCACGAGGGAGGGGGAAGUUAAAGAAGGAACAAUUUUUGUUAGCGAUAGCACUUUUGCUAUUCCAAAAUAGUUUUUAUAUUUUAAUAGCCUUUUUAUUAAAUAGGAUAAAUUUGUUCGAAAUUGGUACCUUUUUAUAA
This is a messenger RNA of Gaeumannomyces tritici R3-111a-1, 1155 nucleotides long. RefSeq lists its product as hypothetical. The coding region runs from base 1 to 1155 and encodes 384 amino acids. The transcript has 8 exons. The record is from RefSeq and is a predicted model, not a curated record. NCBI's taxonomy places the organism in Eukaryota, Fungi, Ascomycota, Sordariomycetes, Magnaporthales, Magnaporthaceae.